Molecule: messenger RNA, 678 nt
Organism: Balearica regulorum gibbericeps (East African grey crowned-crane)
Lineage: Eukaryota; Metazoa; Chordata; Aves; Gruiformes; Gruidae
Source: RefSeq, a predicted model, not a curated record
AUGGCACCAUUUCUAAGAUACCUGUAUUGCGAACCAUCUCAGUUAAGGGAAUAUGCUGAACUGCGAAUGGGUUUACUGAAGAUCUUACUUCAGCCUCAUGGUCUAAAGCACAAAGAAGCACCCUCCAUGCUGGAAUGCCAGAUUCUUCAACUUCUAUGUGAUUUCAUUCCACACCUUCAGCUUAAAGAUAUACAGCAAGUUACAGAAACCUUGUUUUUUCUGCAAGAGCUAAUCCUCAGCCUACUGCGCUAUCCUGUGUUUUGGAAAGUUCAGUUAUCUCAGUUUUGUCUGCAACUAUUAUGCUUCUGUGAAGUGUGUUUAAACAUAACAGGAGAAUGCUCAUCUCUGAUCUCCUUAAUAGAGGACAACUUUGAGCUCUUAAAAGAGGUAUUUCCAGUGCCACAGUGUAUAAUUGGGCUAGCGCUUCUACUGCUGCAAACACCAGAAAGUCAGCAAAAGCCUGUCUUGAGUCUAGCCUACAAGCUCCUUUCCUGUUCAGAAACCCAGAACACCUCAACUAUAGCCCUUACUUUGGUGAUGCCUGUGCUACAGAUCUUGUCUUCUACAACAGUUGGGGACUGCCUAUCAGAGGAUGAUUGUGGACCUACCAGGCAGCAGCUGGCUGCAAAUCUUUUGGCAAUGUUACAGGAGGAAGGUGUGAAGGCUAAAAAGGAAUUG